AUGGGUUGUGCUCAGACGAAGUCCUCCAUGGAUUCUCCUCCACGAGGAUUAGCCAAGUUGAAGUUGGAAAAUGGAUAUGUUAAAGCCAGAAGAUCGACAGGUCAAAGGUUUUCCGAUAAGGAAUCAGGUCGAGUUUUGAGGCCAGGGGCAAAGAAUGGAAAUGGAAAUUAUGUUAGUAAUGGGAAGUCAAAUUUAGGGAGCGAAGGGGGUCGAGAAGGGAAGAAGACGACGACCAUAGAUGAAACGAGAAAGAGUACUAGUAGUGGCGGUGUUAAUGAUAAUAUUACUCGAAAGGCUGAUCAAAUAAAGAAGGCCGGAGAAGAUGAGUUUGUGGAUGGUUGGCCUAAGUGGUUAACUGAUAAUAUUCCUAGAGAGGUUUUGAGAAACAUAGUCCCAAAAAGUGCUGAUUCUUAUGUGAAGAUUGACAAGGUAGGACAAGGAACAUAUAGCAAUGUAUAUAAAGCUCGAGAUAAGGAUACCGGUAAGAUUGUUGCUUUGAAGAAAGUCCGUUUUGACACAUCAGAACCGGAGAGCGUGAAAUUCAUGGCCCGAGAAAUCAUGAUCUUACUAAAAUUGGAUCAUCCAAAUAUUGUUAAGCUAGAAGGAUUGGCCACUUCGAGAAUGCAGUAUAGUCUUUAUUUGGUUUUUGAUUGUAUGCAGUCGGAUUUAGCCAGAAUUCUAUCUCGACCGGACGAAAGGCUCACAGAACCACAGGUUAAGUGUUACAUGCAACAACUGCUUUCUGGCCUGCAGCAUUGCCAUGAAAGGGGAAUUUUGCACCGAGACAUUAAGGGGUCAAAUUUACUAAUUGAUAGAAAUGGGAUGCUGAAAAUCGCGGAUUUUGGACUUGCAAAUUUUUACAAUCCCGAGAAAAGGCGUCCCCUCACUACUCGUGUUGUGACACUCUGGUACAGAGCACCCGAGCUACUGCUAGGUGCUACGAAUUAUGGGGUUGGUAUCGAUCUUUGGAGCGCUGGAUGUCUCAUGGCCGAGAUGUUUGCUGGGAGGCCAAUUAUGCCUGGUCGAACAGAGGUUGAACAAACCCAUAAAAUUUUCAAACUCUGUGGCACUCCUCCAGAUGAUUAUUAUAAAAGACUCAAGCUGUCAACUGCCCUCAAACCUCCACAGACAUAUAAGUCUUGUCUUCGAGAAACUUUCAGGAACUUUCCGGCAUAUUCUUUGGGCCUUCUAAGCAUUCUUCUCUCUCUCGAUCCUGCAUUUCGUGGCAGUGCAGCGUCUGCUCUCCAACAUGAUUUUUUUCAUACAAGCCCUUUACCAUGUGACAUUUCUGGUUUACCUGUAAUUUACAUCGAGGAUGACGACCAAGAUCAGACAUUUGAAAAGCGGAAGCACAGAACUUCUAAAUUGAGGCAACGCUCACGUAGAGAGCGGAGGAAGAAAAAUCUUGAUGCUGAGAAGCAGAAAGAAGAUGUGAAUGUUUCCAAACAGGAGGCACAGACAAGUGCGGAUAUAUCAGUCUUUAGCCUGGAACCGGGCAGCAGCACGACUAACAGUACCUCAAGUGUAAAGCCAUCAGAGAAAGAAGUGAGCCCGCCCCAUCUACCUUCUCUGGUAACUGAAUAUCAUCCUAGUGCCACCAAGAAUAUCCAGAACCAGCCUCCCCUCCCCAGUACCAGAAACCGCACUACUAAGUACAACAAAAACUAUGAUAACAUGUAUAGAUUGGAUCAAGUCCAAAGGUCGGUUUCCACCAGAGAAUUUCGCAGUGUGGAAAAGAAAAGCCUGUUGAAACUACAUGCAGUUGAUAAUUAA
Fraxinus pennsylvanica is the source of this 1773-nucleotide messenger RNA. The record is from the annotation of a GenBank genome assembly. NCBI's taxonomy places the organism in Eukaryota, Viridiplantae, Streptophyta, Magnoliopsida, Lamiales, Oleaceae.